UGGAAUCAACAAAAUGUCGUCGGAGAAGUUUGAGUCGCUGGAAGAAGAUUUAAUAUCGAUAAUCGACGAACUGAAAGUUAAAAUCGAUCGUAAAAUUCCACAUUAUGUUGGAGAAGAAAAGAAAAGUGCAAUACGGCAGUGUGAGCGAAAUUUGGAAGAAGCUUCCAUCAUUAUCCAGGAUAUGGAAAGUGAAGCAAAGUUGGCACCAAUAAACUACAGAACGCAGAUGCUUGGCAAAAUCCGCAUCUUUCGAGGAGAUUUAGAACAGAUGACCAGAAGUUUGAAAAAGGAUUCAUUGAUAGGAACUCGUGGCUCAGACAAUUAUGGUUUUGAUAGGGAUGAUAGAAUGGAAGCAUCACAGAGAGCAAAGUUACUACAAGGCCAUCAGUCCUUACAGAGAGCAUCAGAAAGCAUUGCUCGGUCACAGCAAAUAUCAGCAGAAACUGAUCAGAUUGGAGUGGAAGUUAUUGAUAAUCUUGGACAACAGCGAGAGUCUCUGGUUCGAACCAGGGAGAGGUUAUCCGACACUGAUGCUAAUCUAGGGAGAAGUAGAAAAAUAUUAAAAGGAAUGGCAAGGAGGGUGAUGACCAAUAAGAUGGUUCUAGCUGUGAUCAUACUGUUUGAGUUGGCUACUCUAGGAGGACUCGUUUAUUGGAAAUUCUUCAGUUAGGAAAAAUAAAAAGUGUUUCUUUGACGAUAACCCAGGACACAUAGAUGGAUGGUGUUGAAGCCAACUGACAUUAUCCAUCAUCACUGGACCAACCGUCUACUGGUUAAUCAUGUCGGUUAUUACACCACUGACAAGCUUUGUUGCAGUCUUUAUGAGUGCACAUCAUGUGUCGCAUGACCAACAGAUGACUCAUGAUACAAUUGUUUUGGGCAUUGUGUGCAAGAUCUCUGUUUCAUUCAAGCUGGUUGUUCGGUUAUUCAUAUAAUCCAGUGCUUUCGUUACUAUUAGACAGAACUGGUCAUUUGAUUGAUCACAAGCUAGAGAUUUUCAAAGCUAUCUUGGUGCUACAAAAUUGUAAAAUUGUGGUAAGCUAUCUUAAACAUGACUAAUGGCAUAGUGACGCCAUUGCCUAUGAUGGGAUAUCGUAGUGUUAAGAUAGCUUUGGUAAUCUGGGUUCUGAAUUUUAAGUAAUAUUUCACCAUGCAUCAGACCCAGAGAUAUGUUCAUAAAAAUUUAUUUGUAGGGGCAUAGCACAGAAUUCAGUUUAAUAUAAAACAUACACAUUUCAAUGAUGUAUAAUGAUAUUUAACAAAACGUUUAUAUAAAGAAUGUAGUGUUUUGUAUGUGCUAAUUUAGUGAGAGAUGCAAUAUGGAAUACCAGAACCUAUGACCAAGUUCCCUUUAAGACUGAAGUUUUGGUAGAAAAUUAAUUUCUUUUUUUAAGGACAUGGGUGCUAAUUUUCAUUUCUUGGUUAUGCCUUUUGAAAUCUUAUGCCGAACUAUGUAUAAUAAUUUAGUUUUAUGAUCUUUUAAAUCCGUUUUUAUAUGUAAACAUUUUCGUAUAAAGAGCAGUUCAGUUUUGUUUGCCAUUUUACUUUUCCAUUUGUGAUACUUCAUUGUGAAUGCAUUUGUAUCUUUCAACUCCCAAUUUUAUCGAGAAUUACAUGUGGGUGGAUCAAACUUUAUCAUAAAGAUUGCUUUCUUUGAAGGUACUUGUGUAAUAUUCACUUACAACUUUUAACUUCUGUAAUAGCAACAUCAAAACAUUCUGUUGAUGAUUACAUUUUUUAGGGUACCGACAUUUAAUUUAAAAUAUUUCUGAAAGUUGCGAGUUAAGAAUGUAGAUAUAAUCGGCUGUAGUUAAGCUGCUUGAAAUGAUGUUGUUGGGGUGCUGAUUAUAGCAAUUUGAAGUCCAGACUCAAGCCUUUACCAUAGUGUCCACAUGUAACCAUAUGAUAUUUUGUAUGGGUAAGACUUGAUUCAUUUCAUGAGCACCUGACCAGAUAAUAUUUAACGGAUCUUUUUAUGAGUUUUCCAGUAUGCAGUGAUUUGUGCAUUAUUACGGGUAUAAAUGCAUGCAAAUUAUGAAAAACUCAAAGAAUUAUGAAAUUCCAGUUGCUCAAAUACUUUGAGAAUCAUGUGAAAUGUGAAAAACGUUUUACAAUAAGUAUAAAAAUAUUUCUGUUCAGGUCAUUGUCAUAAUAUAUUAGCAUUUGGCAUCUAGGAAAAGUGCAUAUAAAAUAGUCCUUGCUGCUAGUGCUAAUCUGGAGUAACCUCUGUGGUAUUAGCAGGCUUCUCUCAUUACCUAGGCCAUUUUAAUUCACCCAGUGGUCCCUGAUUAAGUAUUGUCUUCAUAAUCUAAUUAUUUUACUGUUCAUAAACUAAAGUGUUGGGCAGUUACUAAUCAUUUCAUUGAACAUCAAACUGUUAAUGUUGUUUUUGUAUAUUUUGUACAUUAUAUUUAUCAUGUAUUAAACUAUUUUUUAUACAGUAAAAA
Gigantopelta aegis is the source of this 2447-nucleotide messenger RNA. RefSeq names its product vesicle transport through interaction with t-SNAREs homolog 1B-like. The transcript has 7 exons. Gene Ontology annotation, biological process: intracellular protein transport; Golgi to vacuole transport; vesicle fusion with Golgi apparatus. Gene Ontology annotation, molecular function: SNARE binding; SNAP receptor activity. The coding region runs from base 14 to 670 and encodes 218 amino acids. The record is from RefSeq and is a predicted model, not a curated record. Lineage: Eukaryota; Metazoa; Mollusca; Gastropoda; Neomphalida; Peltospiridae. Gene Ontology annotation, cellular component: SNARE complex; ER to Golgi transport vesicle membrane; Golgi apparatus.